Messenger RNA from Acanthisitta chloris (rifleman), 1791 nucleotides. RefSeq names its product glutamate decarboxylase 2 (pancreatic islets and brain, 65kDa) (gene GAD2). The annotation marks the transcript as partial. Gene Ontology annotation, molecular function: glutamate decarboxylase activity; pyridoxal phosphate binding. NCBI's taxonomy places the organism in Eukaryota, Metazoa, Chordata, Aves, Passeriformes, Acanthisittidae. The record is from RefSeq and is a predicted model, not a curated record. The transcript has 13 exons. Gene Ontology annotation, cellular component: cytoplasm. Gene Ontology annotation, biological process: GABA shunt.
AUCUUCUGCCAACAUGCAAUGGAGAAAUAACAACUAUGUCUUUCCUACAAGACGUUGUGGACAUUUUACUCCAGUAUGUGGUGAAAAGUUUUGAUAGAUCAACAAAAGUUAUUGAUUUCCAUUACCCAAAUGAGCUGCUCCAGGAAUAUAACUGGGAACUGGCAGACCAGCCACAGACCUUGGAAGAAAUUUUAUUGAACUGCAGAACAACUCUGAAAUAUGCAAUUAAAACAGGGCACCCUAGAUAUUUUAAUCAACUUUCAACUGGAUUGGACAUGGUUGGAUUGGCAGCAGACUGGCUGACAUCAGCAGCAAAUACUAACAUGUUCACCUAUGAAAUUGCUCCAGUGUUUGUACUUUUGGAAUAUGUCACACUAAGGAAAAUGAGAGAGAUGGUUGGCUGGCCAGGGGGCUGUGGCGAUGGGAUAUUUUCACCUGGUGGUGCCAUAUCUAACAUGUAUGCUAUGUUGAUUGCACGUUUCAAGAUGUUCCCAGAAGUUAAAGAAAAAGGAAUGGCAGCUAUUCCCAGACUGGUUGCCUUCACAUCAGAACAUAGUCACUUUUCUGUGAAGAAAGGAGCUGCGGCCUUGGGUAUUGGUACAGAUAGUGUGAUUUUGAUUAGAUGUGAUGAAAGAGGAAAAAUGAUCCCAUCAGACCUUGAAAGAAGAAUUCUUGAAGCCAAACAAAAAGGAUUUGUUCCUUUUCUGGUGAGUGCCACAGCUGGGACAACAGUGUAUGGAGCAUUUGAUCCUCUCAUAGCUAUUGCAGACAUCUGCAAGAAAUACAAAAUCUGGAUGCAUGUGGAUGGAGCAUGGGGUGGUGGGCUCCUGAUGUCAAGAAAACACAAAUGGAAGUUAAAUGGCGUUGAAAGGGCUAACUCAGUGACCUGGAACCCUCACAAGAUGAUGGGUGUCCCACUGCAGUGUUCAGCCCUGCUAGUAAGAGAAGAGGGAUUGAUGCAGAGUUGCAAUCAAAUGCAUGCUUCCUACCUCUUCCAACAAGACAAACACUACGACCUGUCUUACGACACGGGAGAUAAGGCUUUGCAAUGUGGUCGGCACGUUGAUGUCUUCAAGCUAUGGCUGAUGUGGAGGGCAAAGGGAACCACAGGAUUUGAAGCACAAAUUGAUAAGUGUUUGGAACUUGCAGAAUACCUGUACAAUAAAAUAAAGAACAGAGAAGGGUAUGAAAUGGUGUUUGAUGGAAAGCCUCAGCACACAAAUGUCUGCUUCUGGUAUAUACCUCCCAGCUUGCGUGGUAUGGAAAACAAUGAAGAAAGAACGACCCGCCUGAUGAAGGUGGCACCAGUGAUAAAAGCCAGGAUGAUGGAGUAUGGCACAACCAUGGUGAGCUAUCAGCCCCUGGGAGACAAAGUAAACUUCUUCCGGAUGGUCAUCUCAAACCCUGCGGCAACUCACCAAGACAUUGAUUUCCUGAUCGAUGAAAUAGAACGUCUGGGACAAGAUUUAUAAUAACUGGGUGUGAAAAUCUGUUCCUGGACCUCUAAGUAGACACUUAAGUUGUCACAAACUGUGCGAAUGUAUUUGUAGUUUGUUCCAAAGUAAAUCUAUUUCUAUAUUGUGGCGUUGGAGUAGAGUACAGUUUAAAAUCAAGCAACAUGGCUCCUUUGAAGUCCUUUCCUGAGUUUUAGAAUGCCUCCUUAAUAAUUCACUGCACAAAAAGCUGCAUUGAAACAAAGAAGGAAGAACGGAAGAUACUUAAAAUUUUAUCCCCAAUUUUAACACAGUGAUUAAAUUAAAAUCAGUCAGACUGAACAGUGCCAAAUUUGCC